This is a messenger RNA of Pseudocercospora fijiensis CIRAD86, 264 nucleotides long. RefSeq lists its product as uncharacterized. NCBI's taxonomy places the organism in Eukaryota, Fungi, Ascomycota, Dothideomycetes, Mycosphaerellales, Mycosphaerellaceae. The record is from RefSeq and is a predicted model, not a curated record. The transcript has 2 exons. Bases 1 to 264 code for a protein of 87 amino acids.
AUGGCCGACGCAAAGCAACAAAUCAUGGACCAAGUCCGCCAACAAGCUGCGCUCGCGAAUGCAAGAUUGCUGGUAGAGAAGCUCAACGAACACUGCUUCGAGCGCUGCGUACCAAAACCUGGCUCGUCCUUAAGUUCCGGCGAGACGAGUUGCUACACGGCCUGCAUGGAGAAGUACAUGGCGAGCUGGAAUACCGUAUCGAAACAAUACCUCGGACACGUGCAGAAAGGUAUAGGAAGUGGACAAGGUGCUUUUGGGCUUUGA